CUCGUUGUCCUCAAGCCCCGGCCGGUUGUCCUCAAGCCCCCGGCCGCUGCAGGCUUGUGGGCGCCGCUGGGAGCGGGAGCCGGGUGGCUGCGGUUUGGUGCCCGUGCAGGAACUUCGUGGCAGCUCGGACAGGAUGGGGCGAGUGUGGGAGGGCCAAAAGGCCGGGGGCGGGGGGAGGAAGGAUGGCGGCCUUGUGCUGUGCUGGAACAUCGGCGUCUGGGAGGGCUUUUAAGUGUCACGUUGUAGCUGGAGGUUGUAGGGUUUGGGGCCCGGCUUUGAGGUGGUGAUAAAGACAGCGAGUCUGUAAAAACCUUGUGUAGCUGCUGUCUGUGCCCUGCUGACUUUGGUCUCUCAGCUGAGCAGCACAGGGCUGUGCUGCAGGCAGCUAAAGCAGGUUGCUGAGCUCUGUAUCUAGUCAGGCUUGGGAUGCCUCUGAGGAUGGAGGUGCCAGCAACCUGUGCCACCGUCCCACCACUUGCACAGUUGGGGGGUUUUUUUUUACAUUCAGGUGGAAUCUCCUAUGUUUCAGUUUGUGCCAUCACUGAGAAAAGAGUCUGCUUCCUCCUCCUCUGCAGUCUCCACUCAGCCACUUGUAUUCAUGAGAGCUGUCUCCAUGUAAAACAUGCCUAGCUUUCUCAGCUUCUCAUCCUAUGAGAGAUGCUUCAGCACCUUCACCAUCCCUGUGGGCCUACACUGGACCUCCCAUAUGUAUUUCUUGGCCUGAGGAGCCCCACAUUGGACCCACACUCCCUCACCAGUGCUGAGGAGAGGGGAAGGAUCACCUUCUUCAACCUUCUGCCGAGAAGAUCAUCCAUGUUUUCUUUUUAGUCCAGGAAGAGAAGAGCAAUGGCUUUGAGGAUGGGCCCUGAGCAGUGUCAGGCUGAGGUGACUGGCUGACAUUGCAACACCAGCUGCUCUUUCUCUCUGCUGCUCAUAUCUCAAAAUGGGAAGGCUCAGCAUCUCCUGCUUGCUUCCUGCUUCUUGGCACUUCAGCAUCUCCCCAGUGGGAUGCCCACGGAUCCUCAACACCACGCUGCGCCAGAUUGUCGUCAUCGGCCUUGUUGCCGCUGCUGUCUCGGUGCUUUACUACUCCCUGCUGGUCAUUCGCCACAAGUACAGCCGUGCCUCCAGGGAUAAAAGGUUCCACAGGUACCUUGCCCGAGUAACUGACACAGAAGCUACAGAUACCAACAACCCCAACCUCAACUAUGGCAUUGUUGUGGACUGUGGCAGCAGUGGCUCCAGGAUCUUUGUGUAUUGUUGGCCCAGGCACAAUGGGAAUCCACAUGAUCUGUUGGACAUCAAACAGAUGAGGGACAAAAACAGAAAGCCAGUGGUGAUGAAAAUUAAACCAGGCAUUUCAGAGUUUGCCAGCUCUCCUGAAAAGGUCAGUGAUUAUAUUUCUCCCCUGCUGAGCUUUGCUGCAGAACAUGUGCCACGUGCGAAACACAAAGAGACUCCUCUUUACAUUCUGUGUACCGCAGGAAUGAGGAUUCUGCCCGAGAGCCAGCAGAAGGCCAUACUUGAAGAUCUCCUCACUGAUAUUCCCGUGCACUUUGACUUUCUCUUUUCGGACUCGCACGCCGAGGUGAUUUCAGGGAAACAGGAAGGAGUGUAUGCAUGGAUUGGCAUCAACUUUGUUCUUGGAAGAUUUGAACAUACAGAUGAUGAGGAUGAGGCCAUUGUGGAGGUGCAUGUCCCAGGCAGUGAAAACAAAGAGGCCAUCUUUCGUAAGAGGACAGUGGGUAUUCUCGACAUGGGCGGCGUGUCGACUCAGAUAGCCUAUGAAGUCCCUAAAACUGAGGAAGUAGCCAAAAACUUACUUGCUGAGUUCAACUUGGGCUGUGAUGCUCAUCAGACCGAGCACGUGUACAGAGUCUACGUUGCGACCUUCCUGGGCUUUGGAGGAAACGCAGCACGACAGAGAUAUGAAGAGAGUCUGUUCAGCAGCACAGCUCUUAAAAACAGACUGCUGGGCAAACAGACUGGCAUGACCUCUGCUUCACCCCACCUAGACCCUUGCCUGCCCCUGGAUGCUCAGGAUGAGAUCCAGCAGAACGGGCAGACGAUGUAUCUGCGGGGAACGGGAGACUUCAGCCUGUGCCGGGAACUCCUUCAGCCCUUCAUGAACAAGACAAACGAGACCCAGACAUCUCUGAAUGGUGUCUAUCAGCCCUCUGUGCACUUUCAGAACAGUGAAUUUUAUGGCUUCUCAGAGUUUUACUACUGCACUGAGGACGUGUUACGCAUGGGAGGGGAUUACAACGCCGCUAGGUUCGCUAAAGCUGCAAAGGAUUAUUGUGCCACUAAGUGGUCUGUCCUGCGGGAACGUUUUGACCGUGGUCUUUAUGCCUCACACGCUGAUCUCCACAGGUUGAAGUACCAGUGUUUUAAGUCUGCCUGGAUGUAUGAAGUAUUUCACAGUGGCUUCUCUUUUCCUGUGAGUUACAGCAAUUUGAAAACAGCUCUGCAGGUCUAUGACAAAGAGGUGCAGUGGACCCUGGGAGCCAUUCUGUACCGAACACGGUUCUUACCUUUAAGAGACAUCCAGCAAGAAAACUUCCAUGGCAGUCACUCCCACUGGAGGAGCUUCUCCUUUGUUUACAAUCACUACCUGUUCUCUGCCUGCUUUCUGGUGGUGCUGCUCUCCAUCCUGCUGUACCUGCUGAGGCUCAGGCGCAUCCACAGGCGGAUGCUCCGCAACAGCUCGUCUCCUUCCCUAUGGAUUGAGGAAGGCCUCUCCCCACAGAAGAUCCCAGGACCCUUAUGAGAUGAUGUGAUGGAGAGAUUUGAUUGGACUUGCUACACAAAAAGCCAUUUUUGCCUCAGGGUUCCUCCUUUUUUCUUUUUGAUCCCUUUAAAUCACUGAAGGAACAGAUUGCCCAGAGGUGUCACAGGGCACUGUGGGGUCACCUUGAUUGAGUCUCAUUAGACAAAACCCAAUUGUCUUCAGACAAUUCUCUGCCAAAAAUGACUUUGUGUGUGUGUGUGUUUUGUUUUAAUGUUGCACUUUUGUGUGUGAUGGGCCAAGCAAAAGCUUGUUUGUUGUCAGGAAAUGAGCAGCAGCAGCUGCUGCUGGGGACAGAGUGAGUGUGGAUCCUCAUCCUGUGGCUGAGGCUGGGGGAUGCUGUUACCUGGGGGAUGAAGGAGGAAUGGGCUUGAUUUUUCUUUUCCAGAUUCCAGGGUUUGCUGUCACUUUUGGCUUCUCAGUCUGAGGCUCCUCAAAGAAAAGGGAAGUGCAGGGUUCUUCUGGAAUAAGUGCUGUGAUGGAGAAGAAAAAUCGAUUGCACCCACUGCUGUGCUUCCACCAACCUGCUGCAGUCCCCUGUGCUCACUUGUGACACUUUCCCCUCUUGUCUUGGCAGUGGCAAAAGUCACUCCUUUUGAAUCCUUUUACUUUCUGUUUCCUAAUCAAUCACAGGAAUCUCCCUGGAGCUCCAGGGAAGGGGAAGAGAACUGGAACAUGCCUAGGCUCUUGUUUCUGCUGGAGUAGCCCUGCACAGUGUCUUUUGUUCUCCAGCCCUAUGAUCUGUUAAUUUAUCUCUUAUUUAAAACUGUCAGUUUUACUUGAAAAUAAAUGUGUCCAUGAUUAAAAGUGGGAUUUCUA
This is a messenger RNA of Colius striatus (speckled mousebird), 3607 nucleotides long. It is a transcript of the gene ENTPD4, whose product is annotated as ectonucleoside triphosphate diphosphohydrolase 4. Gene Ontology annotation, biological process: nucleoside diphosphate catabolic process. Bases 944 to 2770 code for a protein of 608 amino acids. The transcript has 12 exons. Gene Ontology annotation, molecular function: nucleoside diphosphate phosphatase activity. Gene Ontology annotation, cellular component: membrane. The record is from RefSeq and is a predicted model, not a curated record. Lineage: Eukaryota; Metazoa; Chordata; Aves; Coliiformes; Coliidae.